AUGUCGCUCGGUGAAUCGUCGAUCGGGGGUGAUGUACCCGCCGUCGAUCGGGUCUCAGUGCGCAUACCGGACUUUGCACCUGCCGAUCCGGAACUGUGGUUCGGUAUGGUGGAGCGCAGUUUCGAUGCGAGUGGUAUUAAGACCGAAUCGACAAAAUUCGGUUAUGUUUUAGGGGCUCUCAGCCCGCAGUAUGCAGCAGAGGUUCGGGACAUUAUUAUGUCUCCGCCCCCUGAGCCGUACGAAAAAUUGAAGUGCGAGCUCAUUAAAAGGCUGAGUUCGUCUCAAGAACAGAAAACGCGCCGACUGCUGGAACACGAAGAAAUCGGCGAUAGAAAACCGUCGCAGUUCCUUCGCCACCUGCGAACUCUGGGAGGCGCCGCAGUGUCACAGGAAAUCCUGCGGUCACUUUGGAUGGGUCGCCUGCCAUCCAGCAUGCAGGUCAUUUUGGCGACACAGCGGGACACUGACCUGGAUCACGUAGCAGAAUUAGCAGACGCAAUCGCGGACACAAUGGGUCCGCGCGGUCACAUCGCCGAGACCUCCACGAGCGUGCCCGUUCAGCAGCCGUCGGCAGCGCAGGAUUUAGAAGCGCUGUUAAACACGAAAAUGGCACAGCUUACA
Molecule: messenger RNA, 621 nt
Organism: Megachile rotundata (alfalfa leafcutting bee)
Lineage: Eukaryota; Metazoa; Arthropoda; Insecta; Hymenoptera; Megachilidae
Source: RefSeq, a predicted model, not a curated record